This is a messenger RNA of Pelobates cultripes (western spadefoot toad), 5184 nucleotides long. The record is from the annotation of a GenBank genome assembly. Lineage: Eukaryota; Metazoa; Chordata; Amphibia; Anura; Pelobatidae.
AUGUCUUUCUGGCAAUGUUGUUGUCCAAAUCCCCUAGAGGAAGAGGUAGGUGUCUCCCUCCAAAACGUGCAGCCAAGAGGUACAAACAAGAUUGCACAACACACUUUAGAUUCGCAACACCCACAAUGCUCUGCCAGACAGCUAACCCGGAUCUUGGAGUCCUUAUAAAAGCCCUAUCUGCUUUCCUGUCAUCUCAUGAACAUUGAAACAAAAUAAUACAUAAAUAUAUACACGCAAAACAAGAACUAACAAAAACACACUUUCAUUUGAGCAGUUAACCCUGUCAGUCCUGAGACUAACUUCUGAGGUGAGACAGAUCCAACCCCUGUGCCCAGGGGGCAAUCACAUGAGGCGCUCCUAGACAGACACCGAUAAUGGCCACUAGUGAUAGGGGUAUCUCGGCACCAGGUACGUACGUCCCACGUUAUGAAAGAGAGACGCAGGGUUUACGCACGGUGGUUAUCAUACUGGUGACAGAUUGCCAGACAGACACCGAUAAUGGCCACUAGUGAUAGGGGUAUCUCGGCACCAGGUACGUACAUCCCACGUUAUGAAAGAGACGCAGGGUUUACGCACGGUGGUUAUCUUACUGGUGACAGAUUGCCAGACAGACCUCGAUAAUGGCCACUAGUGAUUGGGGUAUCUCUGCACCAGGUACGUACAUCCCACGUUAUGAAAGAGACGCAGGGUUUACGCACGGUGGUUGUCAUACUGGUGACAGAUUGCCAGACAGACACCGAUAAUGGCCACUAGUGAUAGGGGUAUCUCUGCACCAGGUACGUACAUCCCACGUUAUGAAAGAGAGACGCAGGGUUUACUCACGGUGGUUAUCAUACUGGUGACAGAUUGCUAGACAGACACCGAUAAUGGCCACUAGUGAUAGGGGUAUCUCUGCACCAGGUACGUAUGUCCCACGUUAUGAAAGAGACGCAGGGUUUAUGCACGGUGGUUGUCAGACUGGUGACAGAUUGCCAGACAGACCUCGAUAAUGGCCACUAGUGAUAGGGGUAUCUCGGCACCAGGUACGUACAUCCCACGUUAUGAAAGAGACGCAGGGUUUACGCAUGGUGGUUAUCAUACUGGUGACAGAUUGCCAGACAGACACCGAUAAUGGCCACUAGUGAUAGGGGUAUCUCUGCACCAGGUACGUACAUCCCACGUUAUGAAAGAGAGACGCAGGGUUUACGCACGGUGGUUCUCAUACUGGUGACAGAUUGCUAGACAGACACCGAUAAUGGCCACUAGUGAUAGGGGUAUCGCUGCACCGGGUACGUACAUCCCACGUUAUGAAAGAGACGCAGUGUUUACGCACGGUGGUUGUCAUACUGGUGACAGAUUGCCAGACAGACCUCGAUAAUGGCCACUAGUGAUAGGGGUAUCUCGGCACCAGGUACGUACCUCCCACGUUAUGAAAGAGAGACGCAGGGUUUACGCACGGUGGUUAUCAUACUGGUGACAGAUUGCCAGACAGACACCGAUAAUGGCCACCAGUGAUAGGGGUAUCUCGGCACCAGGUACGUACGUCCCACGUUAUGAAAGAGAGACGCAGGGUUUACGCACGGUGGUUAUCAUACUGGUGACAGAUUUCCAGACAGACACCUAUAAUGGCCACUAGUGAUAGGGUUAUCUCGGCACCAGGUACGUACGUCCCACGUUAUGAAAGAGACGCAGGGUUUACGCACGGUGGUUAUCAUACUGGUGACAGAUUGCCAGACAGACACCGACUCAUGCGCAAUGUGUACAAUCUCGUUCUGAUUUUGGAGAUUAUUCAUGAAAAGUGAGAUAUGAGAAAAAUCCUCCCAAUCCAUACACAUUACAUUUAUGUGAUGCAAUAAUAUCGUCCCAAACCCAUUUACAUAGAAUACUGGAUAGCCAAUCGUAUUCUCUGAAAUCAUUUACAUUCAAUACUGGACAGCCAAUCACAUCAUCCCAAAUUUAUUAACAUACAAUGUGGGACAACCAAUCAUAUCGUCUCAAACCCAUUUACAUAGAAUCAUAUUGUCCCAAACAUUCAAUAUUGGGCAGCCAGCCAAUCAUAUCGUCCAAAAUUAUUUACAUAUAAUACUGGCCAGCCAAUCACAUUUCCCCUAGCCUGUUUACAUAUAUAUUACAGAGCUAUGGUGUCUGUAUUUCUCCAAAAACACUGUAAUGUACGAUACGGUAAUAGCCCCGGGAAGAAUGUUUUGGUUACGCCAAUUCUGAGAUGUAAUAUGGGUUCCUGGGGAGCAUUUGGAGGGCCCGUGCUCCACCCCAUACUUUACAUGCAGCACAGCAGGUGAGGAAUCCAGUCCGGGAGUUCUGGAUCUCACAGGUAGACCCUCACCUGUUUGCUGUGAGCAGCACAAAGCGGCUAUAAAAUGUCAGAGAGUGAGACUCUCCAAAGAGACUGCUGAGAAAACCACCUUUUAAAAUGGUCUGAUCUAAAUUUUCUAUUUUGUUGGCAGCGUGUAAGCUAUAACUAUAGUUAUUUGUGAAUAUCAGUUAGUGCUCAAAGCCCAAGUCUUUUCUUUUAUUGCUUUAUUUAAAUUAUUUGGUUGCCAGAUCUAAUAAUAAAAAGACUUUGCUUUCUAAAGAGAUACAAACGUGUGCGGUUUUCAGCCCAAACCAUUUCGGCUUAUUGAAGUGGUAUGGGUGCCAACUCCCAUCACCCUUAACUCUGAGCAUGUAGUUAUUGCACUUUUUAAUAAACUGCAAUAAUUACCUGCUAGGGUUAACUCCUCCUCUAGUGGCCGUCUAGCAGACAACCACUGAGGGACUUCCGGACAAUUUUUGGAAACCUAAAUGGUCACGCUAUGCAUGAGGACUUCCAGCGUCAUCAGAAUCCCCAUAGGGUAAACCCUAAUGCAAGCGCGGACAUUGCCACGCAUGCGGUCUUUCCCACCGACUGACGUCUGCUGGGGAGGAGUGAAGGUGGACCCGAGUCCGCGCCAAGGGACAUCGGCGCUGGACCCAGGUAAGUGACAGAAGGGGUUAUUAUUUUCCUGGCACUAUUGUUUCCCUUUAAGACUGUGUGAUAUGGUUCCAGGUGACAUAUACCAUACUGGACAACCAAUCGUAUCAUCCCAAAACCAUUUACAUACCAUACUGGACAGCCAAUCACAUCAUCCCAAAACCAUUUACAUACCAUACUGGACAGCCAAUCACAUCAUCCCAAAACCAUUUACAUACCAUACUGGAUGGCCAAUCACAUCAUCCCAAAACCAUUUACAUACCAUACUGGACGGCCAAUCACAUCAUCCCAAAACCAUUUACAUACCAUACUGGACGGCAUCAUCCCAAAACCAUUUACAUACCAUACUGGACAGCCAAUCACAUCAUCCCAAAACCAUUUACAUACCAUACUGGACGGCCAAUCACAUCAUCCCAAAACCAUUUACAUACCAUACUGGACGGCCAAUCACAUCAUCCCAAAACCAUUUACAUACCAUACUGGACGGCCAAUCACAUCAUCCCAAAACCAUUUACAUACCAUACUGGACGGCCAAUCGCAUCAUCCCAAAACCAUUUACAUUAAAUAUGAACCGGUCAUCACUUGCAAUAAUGUUUAUUAGAGGACGCCAUAUAUUAAACGAUCUCCGACCAGACAUGCACCACAUGUAUGUAGGAAGAUGUUAAGUCUGAAUAUCUACCGAUAAUUGCAUUUUAUGUUUUAUAGAGAAAGCCUUUUGCACGAUCACAGAAGAAUGCAAAGCAAGUGAAGGGUAAGACAUUUCUUUUUAAUAUGAAAAAUGAACAAAUCUGCGAUAAAUAAGACCCUAGAACACGCUGCUUCCUGGAACCUCAGUGGUUAAACCGUCUAAGGAAAUUACAUUCUGCUCCUAUAAUAAGAAGUCUGAUUGUCACAUUCCUCUCUAUUUAUUUUGGUUUAAAGACGUUAUCUCGGCUUCGAAGGUAAAGCUGAUUCUCCACUUAUUUAUCUUCUAGAAUAAAAUCCUUGGUGAUGAAUAAAGGGUCCAGAAGGAGAAUAAUUCUAGUCUUUUUAUGAGAAAUGUCACCAGGUGCCAGAUGGAGUAGGUUAGAGAGAUCUGUGUGGUGUUCAGUCACAGAUCCCCUGAUCCCCUUAUUUUCACCCUGCUCAGUCACUGAGUGGACAUCGGAGAAAUCUGUGGCGUUGUCUGGGGGUUCGUCCCAGAGCGGAUUGUUCUAGGCAUAACAGAAUCGCGUACCUAGGAUGGCUGUGCACAGGGACAAUUUGCUGAUGUCCCCAGCUGUGGGACAUGAAGGUACUAAGUCUGGACAACAUGACAACCCCAAAAUCAGGACUGUCCCACAUAAACUGCAGCAAUGUACCUAAAUACAGGUGGAAAAGUUGCUCAUUAUGUUUCAAUAAGUGUUUCAGGUGGAUAUUCCAGGUCUUUACCGAUAAAGCAAACAAUAUAUGCAAAUAUUUAAAUUGAAUUUGCAAACGAUACUUACAUUUGCAGUUCGUGUUUUUGCUGCAGAACCCUUAGGACAGGAGUUCUCAUUGUUAGUCCUCAGGAACCCCUACCAGUCCAGGAUUUGGGGAUUACCUGGGUGUGUCUCAGGUGUUUAGAAAAAGGAAAAAAACACCUUAGACUCUUUUUCUAUUUCUAAACACCUUAGACACACCCAGGUAAUCCCUAAACCCUGGACUGGUAAGGGGUCCUGAGGACUAACGUUGAGAACCCCUGCCUUACGAUGUGCGGCCUUUAAAGUGAGCUAUCAGCAGUUAGUGACUCGGUCAAUGAUUUUACUCUCAUUGUACAGAGCUGGAUUACAACUCCCAGAAAUCAAAAUUCUAAAUUCACGUAAAUCAGUAUUAAUUCAGCAAAACGCAAACACUACAGGUUGGGAGUGAGUGGUGGAGAGGGUGGGUUUCUAGAGUAAACUAAAUUAUUUAUUUAUAUUUUAACUAAAUAAGAUUAAAACCUAAACAUAUCGUCUAGAUGGAAAGCGCGCCUGUAGCAUCCGUUUGUGGGGUUUGCAGAAACAGAAAUGAUCCAGAGGUUUUUAUUUUUGUUCCAGUUCUAACGAAAGGGGAAAAGCUGGUUGUGAAACACGUCAAUGUGCCUGAAUUAGACAGAAAGUUUUCCGUCAUCGCUGAACUGUACAAUGACCAGGUGGAGAGUCAAGAGAUCCUGACAUACUGUGCGUCCACAUUGAAAGUGAGGGGUUGUGCGUCCAGUCUUACCGAAUGCAUACAGACACUACAGGAAACGAACA